Messenger RNA from Pygocentrus nattereri (red-bellied piranha), 1785 nucleotides. Its product is annotated as odorant receptor 131-2-like. The coding region runs from base 1 to 1785 and encodes 594 amino acids. NCBI's taxonomy places the organism in Eukaryota, Metazoa, Chordata, Actinopteri, Characiformes, Serrasalmidae. Gene Ontology annotation, biological process: G protein-coupled receptor signaling pathway. The transcript is spliced from 6 exons. The record is from RefSeq and is a predicted model, not a curated record. Gene Ontology annotation, cellular component: membrane. Gene Ontology annotation, molecular function: G protein-coupled receptor activity.
AUGCAGCUCACUGUAAACAGCAGCAUUAAUAUGGACUUACUGAUGUAUACUGUUUCGAUACAAGUGCCAGUGGUGCAGGUAUUGGUGUGGAUUUUCCUCUUUGUGAACAGCCUGAUGAUUUUCACCUUUUUGAAAAAGGAGGUAUUCAGGGAGGACACUCGCUACAUUUUGUUUGCACAAACCCUUUUUGUUGACUCUGCUUUCAUGGUUGUGAACAAUAUCCUGUUUUUCUGCUAUAGUUAUCAGUACCACGUUCACAUGAUUCCUUGCAUUAUCCUCUGUUCAGUAAUGGCUUUUCUUUACAUUUGUACUCCACUGACUCUUGUGGCAAUGUGUCUGGAGCGCUAUGUUGCUAUAUGCAUGCCUUUAAGACAUGCUGACAUUUCUACCAGCAGGAAUAGAUGUUUUGGAUUUCUUAUCAUAUGGAGUAUCAGCUCCAUAGCUCCAUUGUUCAAUUUUAUAGCUUAUGUCUCAACAGUCAAGUCUCACACUUUGUUCUCCUAUGCUUUAUGUAGUGUAGAGGUAAUGUUAGGGGAAGAGUGGCUGGCACAAACACGUGCUUUAAUUUUACAGAUCCUUUUCUUCUUUAUGAUCGUUGUUGUUUUGUUCACCUACAUCAAGAUAAUGAUUGCAGCUAGAGCCGCCUCCUCUGACAAUAAGAAAUCAACCAACAAGAGUCUCCGAACUGUGCUGCUUCAUGCCUUUCAGCUGUUUCUGUCCAUAGUUCAGUUUGUAACACCAUAUAUAGAAAAGGAAUUUUGGAAGGGUGAUAUCAUUGUGUUUUUCAAUAUAAGAUAUUCUAAUUUUGUUGUUUUUAUGAUCGCACCACGUUGCCUCAGUCCAUUGAUUUAUGGUCUCAGAGAUGAGAAUUUUUUCAUUGUUUUAAGGCAUUAUGCAUGCUGUGGUUUUCUAUCCCAUAACUUGUCCAUUCAAAACAAAGGAAAGAGGCGUGGCCAAGAGCGAAAGGCGUGCCGUGAACGUUCCGCGUCUGCAGUUGCAGCCACCGUCACACAGCGUGGCAAUUCGGUUUACUGGUAUCAUGGCAGACGGUCGCCCAGCUGGACCACAGAGACCUGGCUCUCGGACAGCACGCGAGACUCUGCGAUCCAGCUGGAAACGCACUCCGUCCACCGCGGGGACUGCACGGCAACGUCUGGGAAGAACAAAGGCGGCGGUGUCUGCAUCUACGUGAACAACAGGUGGUCAUACAGACAACUCCUCAAGCAAGCACUUCCAGUGAGUAAAACUAUCAAAGUGUGGAAUGAAGAACCUGACUUGGUGCUUCAGGACUGCUUUGACAGCAAUGCUGAAGAAUACAAAAGGUUCAGAUAUGACCUGCAUAGAUCCAUCAAAGAGGCCAAGAGACAGUACAGGCUGAAGCUUGAGGGCUACUACACCACCACGGACUCCUGGCGCAUGUGGCAAGGACUACAGCACAUCACCCUCUACCAGCAGACGAGCAGGGCGGCUACAAACAGCCACACCACGCUACCUGAUGAGCUAAAUGAGUUUUAUGCUCGCUUCGAGGUCCUCAACCCUGGCCGACCAAGAGACACUAUGGCCACACAAAACACAUCACUCACUGUGACAUCAGUGGAUGUGUGCAGGACCUUGAGGAGAAUAAACCCACAGAGAGCAGCCGGCCCAGACAACAUCCCCGGGCGUGCACUCAGGGUUUGUUCAUCAGAACUGGCCGAUGUGUUUGUGGACAUAUUCAAUCUGUCCCUUGCGCAAGCUUUUGUGCCAUCCUGCUUCAAGUCAACCACCAUCGUGGUGAUCAGUUGA